CAUACAGCCUUCGCCUACUACCACGCGACCUAAUUCCUUCAAGACGCGCCAACGCCGUAUCAAAAAUCCCAUCUAUCUAGGUACAUACCUGCAUAGGCAUUUUUAGCCAAUGUUAGAUAGCUACUUACUUAGGAGUCAAUAAGUCUUCAUUCGGCACAUAACCUACUAGGUAGUGUGAUGUCCUACGCGAUAAGGCAUUAAUCAACACCACCUAUCCAUUGUCCUAUUGCCCCAUUGUUCUAGUCCUCUCUGUGUUCAAUACCAUGUCGCCAUCCGCCAAAACUCUUGAGAAUGAUCUCCGCGACGGUGUUCGCUCCAUCGUCGAUGAACGAGGCUGGGAUGAUGUGACCGUGAACAAUGUUCGCCAGUACGUCGAAGAGAAGGGUGAUCUGGAGAAAGGAUUCUUUAAAGAAUCGGAGUGGGACGCGCGAAGCAAGAAGAUAAUUAAGGAAUUUGUUUCUAAAUUGUUAGCCGAAGAGGCAGAAGCUCCACAAUCUUCCCCAGCAGCUAAGGCUAAGUCUGAAUCUAAGAAUGGAGUGAAGCGCCAAUCGAGCGACGAGCCAUCUCCUAUACCAAAGCGCCAGAAGAAGGCCGCUCGAGCUGCGCCGCCUAAGAAAACUAAGUCCAAGAAGGAGGACUCCGAAUCAGAACUUAGCGACCUAGAUGACAUGAGCGAACCCGAGGAGGCGCCGAAGAAAGCUUCUACGAAGAAGGCAGCUAAGAAAGAAGACACUGACUCUGAAUUGAGCGAUCUUGGAUCGUCAGAGGACGAGCCGAAGGCUACUAAAGCGAAGAAGUCAGCAUCUCGUCCUAAAACCAACAAAAAAGAGACCGAGUCUGAAUUAAGCGACCUAAGCGACUCGGAGGAAGAGCCCAAGAAGAAGGCAACGUCAAAGGCGAAGGCGAAGGCGAAGGGCUCGAAGAAAGCUACACCCCGUCGCAAACCUAAGAAAGUUCAAGACGAGGAAGCUAGCGACUUGGAAGACUCGCCUGUGAGCAAGAAGCGCAAACGCGCAGCGCCUGCGAAGAAACCUACCCCUAAGCGCGCCAAAGUAAAACCUGCUAGCGAAGAUGAAGCAGUCGAUGAGAAGGAUGAAGCGGCGUCAGACACCAAUGAUGCCAAGGCCGAGUCCAGCCCGGAAGCAAAGGUCGCAGUGGCGCCUAAGCCUGAAGAACCUGACGAGAGUACUAAGCCGAAGGAUGUAGAUGUUGAGGAUAGCAAAGCAGCAAAAGCUGAAGACUCAGACUCUUCACUAUCAUCCGUCAUAGACGAUCCGCCUCCAAAAAAGCGCAAGGCUAAAGAGCCAAAGGGAGCAUCGAAACCAAAGCAGGCGAAGGAAGUAUCGGGGGACGAUACGGAGAUCAAGAAGUUGCAAGGGCAGUUACUCAAGUGCGGAAUUCGCAAAAUUUGGGGCAUUGAGCUGAAAAAGUACGGCGACGAUAGUAAAGCUAAGAUCAGACACCUAAGGGGGUUACUUCGCGACAUAGGGAUCGAGGGUCGCUUUUCAGAAGCUAAGGCGAAGGAGAUUAAGGAGAAGAGAGAGCUUAUGGCGGAUCUAGAAGCUGUCACCGAAAUGAAUCGCAACUGGGGCAGCGGAAGCGGUGGUCGUGUCUCCAGGAGCAAAACUACGAAGAAAACCUCCAAGGCAGAGAUUGAAGACGACGGGGAUGAUGAUGUCAAAGACGACGACGAUAAUGAGGAUGAGGACGAAGUGAAGGCAAACCCGCGAGUGUCUAAACGGAUGGCCGAUUUGGCCUUCCUUGGCAGUGAUAGUGAGUCGGAUUAGGGAGAUACCAAGGCGCAGUUCUCAAACAUGUCACGAAGAGAUUUUAAUGAGUGUAAAAAAUUACGUUCCAGAUAUCCCUAUUUGCUAGCAUUCAUCUUCUGAGCUACGAGAC
Annulohypoxylon maeteangense is the source of this 1899-nucleotide messenger RNA. RefSeq lists its product as uncharacterized. Gene Ontology annotation, cellular component: nucleus. Bases 264 to 1787 code for a protein of 507 amino acids. The record is from RefSeq and is a predicted model, not a curated record. Lineage: Eukaryota; Fungi; Ascomycota; Sordariomycetes; Xylariales; Hypoxylaceae. The transcript is spliced from 2 exons.